This is a messenger RNA of Lithohypha guttulata, 750 nucleotides long. RefSeq lists its product as uncharacterized. The record is from RefSeq and is a predicted model, not a curated record. Lineage: Eukaryota; Fungi; Ascomycota; Eurotiomycetes; Chaetothyriales; Trichomeriaceae. The transcript is spliced from 2 exons. Bases 1 to 750 code for a protein of 249 amino acids.
AUGACUGGUUCUCCCCCUUCAGCAACGCCUCAAAACGACUUUGCUAGGCUUGAACCACGCGUCAAGUAUGUUUCUGAGGCCGCCAUAAGGAAGCAAUGGAAGAAAUUGCCCGCUUCUAGUCAUGCGCCAGCUCGUGAAGCUAUUAUACUGGCCAAGGAACAGUCUGGCAGUCGCAAAGGGGAGACUACGGCUGACAAAGCCACAGACGAUUUCGUAAAGGACGUUGCUAAUCGAUUACUCGAGCGUCUACCACGCAUUCCUUUUCCUCCUGGUACUGAUGAACGAUAUUUCGAUUACGAGGCUAUCCUCGAUCGAGCCUCUAAGCUAGAGGAACAGUUUACUAGCAAUACGCACUCAGCCAACCUCUUGCGAGCACAGAUCGCGAAGGAGGAAGAACUACUGAGGCAGGAUGAACAAGAGGUUACACGCCUGGAGCAGGGAUUGAAAGACAACGAGCUGAUAAGAAAGGAGCAAGCAAGGUCGCUGCAUCCCAUCGCACGCACGCUUGGUGAAAGCUCGAGUGGUGUUGAUCUCACAGCACAGACCAGUGGAAUAAAGAGCGAAAUACAUCUCUCCGAGUUAUUUCAGGACGAGGAUUUGCAACCCGUACUUAUUCAGCUGUUGAGCCACUUGGACAGCAUAGACGAAAACACUGAACAUAUUAGAGAGGUCAAGCGAAUGAUCGACGCGACCACUACGAAUCUAGAUGUUCUGGAAGCUGUGCAUGUCCACAUCCCUUCUGCCACUUGA